This is a messenger RNA of Rhododendron vialii, 909 nucleotides long. RefSeq names its product clathrin light chain 2-like. NCBI's taxonomy places the organism in Eukaryota, Viridiplantae, Streptophyta, Magnoliopsida, Ericales, Ericaceae. Gene Ontology annotation, cellular component: clathrin coat of coated pit; plasma membrane; clathrin coat of trans-Golgi network vesicle. Gene Ontology annotation, biological process: clathrin coat assembly; clathrin-dependent endocytosis; intracellular protein transport. The transcript is spliced from 4 exons. Gene Ontology annotation, molecular function: structural molecule activity; clathrin heavy chain binding. The coding region runs from base 14 to 730 and encodes 238 amino acids. The record is from RefSeq and is a predicted model, not a curated record.
GGAUUGUGAGUGAAUGUGCAGACUGAAUGCAAUUCGAUUGGCGGAGAAGGAGAAGAGGGAGAAAGAACUGUUAAGAGAAAUAAUCGAGCAAGCUGAUAAGUACAAAACUGAGUUCUACAGGAGGUGGAAGCUUGCAUGUGAGAACAACAAAGUUAGCUGUAGAAUUGGGAAUUUGUUUCGGCUUGCUAGAGUACAAUUUGAUGGCAUAUUGUUAGUACGAUAUGCAAAUUGGCUACUCUACAUACCUGUCAGAGGAUUGCCCUCAGCACCAUUUUUUUGGUUAUACAAAGGAUAUGCAAAUUGGCUACUCUACAUACCUGUCAGAGGAUUGCCCUCAGCACCACGCAACCAUCUGAUAUCCCACUGUCUGUUUUUGGAAAAACAAGAGACGUUCCACGGAGAAGCUAACAAGAGUUACUGGAAAGCAAUUGUAGAGCUCAUCCCCAACGAAGUACCAACAAUAGAGAAGAGAGGAAAAAAGGAGAAAGCAAAGCAGCCUUCCAUUACUGUGAUCCAGGGCCCCAAACCGGGCGAGCCAACCGAUCUUUCAAGGAUGCGCCAUAUACUUGUGAAGCUCAAGCAUAAUCCACCACCCCACAUGAAUCCACCGCCACCACCACCUUCAUCAGAAACCGAAAAAGAUGGCAAAACGGGGUCGUCACCUCCGGUUGCAGCCAACAUUUCUCAGCAGACUGCUGUUGUAGCUCCCAAGGGUUUAGUUGUUGCUUGAGAAAGGGAGAGUAGUUGCAUGCUGUAUAUGAUUCUCUUUGUGAAAAGCUAUUAACCUAAAGUAUGUUGUUGAGUUUGUACUAUAGAUGACUUAAAAACGUAAGUGGCUUGUUAGUUUGAGAGAGAGAUGGGGCAUUUUUCUUUUGUGCAAAAGCUUGAGUCAACCCUAUUGUACUGUAA